CCGCCGCCGGUGCCCCUCUAGCCGCCCCCCCUCGAUUCCUAAGGGUUCCCAUUCCCCAGCUGGUGUCGCAGCUGGGUUCUAGGCACGCCGCCGGGCCCCGGGAGGGCGCCGGGCAGGUGCCCCGGCAGCGCGCAGCCUCCGCUCCCGGUGCCACCUCCAGUGCGCCCGGCACGCGCGCGCCCCGCAACCCCUCCCUCACCCCUUCCCGCUGCUCAAUCCCCGCCAGCCGCGGUCGCUGCAUCGUCCGGGAGCUGCGAGCGGGUGGCCGCAAGGCGCGGCCACCAGCAGUGACACCAUGUGACGGGCACGGCUCAGUGACACGCAGCUUUGGUUAAAGAGCGGGCGCGCAAGAGGGGAGGAGACGCCGCGCGGGACGGGGAGGAAUGGCCUGACUUUCCCCUUUAAACCAUCACGAGCCAUGGAUACCGAAGGGCGACGCGGCCCCCAAUAGGAGAAUGAGUCGGCUUCGAGACCCUCAGCGCCCGCGCGUGUCGAUGUAAGUGCGAGGCUGGUGAGCAGCGUGUGGGUGGGGGUUGGUGGUGGGGGGAGAUUCUGAUGCAAUCGGCCCCGAAAGGAGGAGGAGAGCCAGGCGAGCGCGGGUUGGGGCAGCCACGCCACCCCGCCUGAAGGUCGCUGGGAACCUCCGCCCUUCACCUUCCUCGGAAAUCCGCCACGCCACGCCAAGCCUCCCCGCCCAGCCCUCGCUAAAGGGGCCACCUUUUCCUGGCCGCCGCAGCCAGACCUUGACACAAAGGACAUCAAACGGCCGGGGGUAAAAAUCCCGGAAGGGCGGACACCUCAACGUCGCCUUUUGUCACCUUUCCCUUUAUUUCCCGAGAUAUUUAUUGAGUGUCUACUGCGCUAUAUCUAUGUGCAUAGAAAAACCCUGGAAGACCAUACAGCAAUAUAUAUACAGUGAUCAUCUCUGCUUGCUGAGAAAACAGGUGUGUCAAGCUUAUAUUUUUGCUGCUGUCUACUGAUACAUUCAGAACAGGAGAAAUUUGGACUAAUUAUUUGACUACAGAUACCUUCUAAUCAUGAUGCAUUUCAAAAGUGGACUUGAAUUAACCGAGUUGCAAAACAUGACAGUGCCUGAGGACGAUAACAUUAGCAAUGAUUCCAAUGAUUUCACCGAAGUAGAAAAUGGUCAGAUAAAUAGCAAGUUUAUUUCUGAUCGUGAAAGUAGAAGAAGUCUCACAAACAGCCAUUUGGAAAAAAAGAAAUGUGAUGAAUAUAUUCCAGGAACAACCUCCUUGGGCAUGUCUGUUUUUAACCUAAGCAAUGCCAUUAUGGGCAGUGGGAUUUUGGGACUUGCCUUUGCCCUGGCAAACACUGGAAUCCUGCUUUUUCUGAUACUUUUGACUUCUGUGACAUUGCUGUCUAUAUAUUCAAUAAACCUUCUACUGAUCUGUUCAAAAGAAACAGGCUGCAUGGUUUAUGAAAAGCUGGGAGAACAAGUCUUUGGCACCACGGGGAAGCUCGUAAUCUUUGGGGCUACCUCUCUACAGAACACUGGAGCAAUGCUGAGCUACCUCUUCAUAGUAAAAAAUGAACUACCUUCUGCCAUAAAGUUUCUGAUGGGAAAGGAAGAGGCAUUUUCAGCCUGGUAUGUGGAUGGCCGCGUUCUGGUGGUGGUAGUUACCUUUGGCAUAAUUCUCCCUCUCUGUCUCUUGAAGAACCUAGGGUAUCUUGGCUAUACUAGUGGAUUUUCCUUGAGCUGUAUGGUUUUUUUCCUAAUAGUGGUUAUUUAUAAGAAAUUUCAAAUUCCCUGCAUUGUUUCAUCACUAAACCAAACAAGUCCUAAUUCAACAAUCUCUGAGACGUGUAUGCCAAGAUAUGUUACCUUCAAUUCAAAGACCGUGUAUGCGUUACCAACCAUUGCAUUUGCAUUUGUCUGCCACCCGUCAGUCCUGCCAAUUUACAGUGAGCUUAAAGACCGAUCACAGAAAAAAAUGCAGAUGGUUUCAAAUAUCUCCUUUUUUGCCAUGUUUGUUAUGUACUUCUUGACUGCCAUUUUUGGCUACUUGACAUUCUACGAAACUGUGCAGUCAGACCUCCUUCACAAGUACCAGAAUAAAGACGACAUUCUCAUCCUGACCGUGCGGCUAGCUGUCAUCGUCGCUGUGAUCCUCACGGUGCCCGUGUUGUUUUUCACGGUUCGUUCAUCUUUAUUUGAACUGGCUAAAAAAACAAAGUUUAAUUUAUGUCGUCACACUGUGGUUACCUUCAUACUAUUGGUUAUUAUCAACUUGUUGGUGAUCUUCAUACCCUCCAUGAAGGAUAUUUUUGGGGUCGUAGGAGUUACAUCUGCUAAUAUGCUCAUUUUCAUUCUUCCUUCAUCUCUUUAUUUAAAAAUCACAAACCAGGAUGGAGAUAAAGGAACUGAAAGAAUUUGGGCUGCCCUUUUCUUGGGUCUGGGGGUGUUGUUCUCCUUGGUCAGCAUUCCCUUGGUCAUCUAUGACUGGGCCUGCUCGGGUGGUGACGAAGGCCACUGAGACCAGCCGAGGAAAGAAAACAUUCCUGUCAUCUGCUCAAUCAAGUCCCCACACAUCAGCAACGUCUCAUCACUUCUUUUUCAAGUUUACAGAAGCAAACAGAAAUUUAUAGGAUACUUUAAAUGGAAUAACACUUCGAUCAAAAAAUAGAGACCUGUUUCUCUAAUGGGUCAAGUCCCUCCAAGAUUUGGGAUCAAUUUAGGGAUUAUGGGAUUUUUUUUUCUUUUUUUUUUUUUUUUUUUUUUUCAAAUUUCAUGCAAUCGUAUUUCCCAGUACUUUUCACAGUCAAUUAUUUUUCACUCUCCUAACUCUAUGUUUUGUGGCUUCAUAGUCUCUUAGAACUUUGAAAACAUGAUCAUCAAUCAUGUUUAUUUAUUAUACAUCCAGAUUCUGAAAUAAUUUUCCUACUGAUGUUCAGACUCACACUAUCUGUACCUUUUUAGAAGAGAAAAGAAUCUUGAAUUGUAUAUAUUUAUUUUGCUUUACAGAAAAAAAAAUGGUUUCGUAAAUAAUUUGCCUAUUUUGGUUAACAUAGCACACAGGGAUAAUCAUCUGAGAGUCACAGGGCACGUGCCACUGCGGGAUCAGAGCAUGCCCAAUAUUUGAGGUGGCUCCGAUCGAUCGCCUGGCGGCUGAGCGUGGGCAGCCCAGUGGCCUUGCUGGUACUACAACCCACCCCGUGCAGAGACAUUCUCUAGCCAGUGUUCUCAGCUGGGAAGGGGGUGGGAAUGAUUCUUACCUUGGUAAUUAAAUUAAGCCACACGUUUGAGCAAUCUAGCAAUUGAAGUUUUGUUUCCCUCUUGGCAACUUGUGUCAAAGUUACUCUAAUCUGGUUGACUUUUGCUGGGAAAGACCCAUGGCACCUGCUCUGAAAAGAUCCUCCAAAAUGCCUAAGAAAAUAUUCCUCUGAUGCAGAUAGCCUUCAACCCUCCACCUGUAUUGCUGAAGGGAGAAAAAAAAAUGUUUUAGUAAAUUAUAAGCCCUGCAGCUUUUAGUCAUGUCCACCAGCUGUUUGCACAGAGAAUAAUGUAUACCUAACUAAGGAUGAUCUAAGAUAAGUAAUUCCUGUUUUAUAUUGGGUACUUUAGGGAAGUCUUUAAAAGACUUGUUUUAUAUCUAUAAAUCUAGGUUAUUACAAAUAUAAGAUUUUUGUACCUUAAAUAAGCCUCAUUUCUAUUUCUUCUCCAUUAACUCUCCAGAGUCUUGGGAAAAAACCCUCAGACAUAGUCUUUGUGAAGAGCCUCUGACAAAAUCAGUGUGUACCUCCCUUCCCCCAGAGGGGGAAGACAAGAGGGCCUUAGUGUCUGCGCUGUCACUUCUUCUCGUCCCCAACCAAGGGGUGGGCCAUAACCGCCUGCCCCAGCUGACCCAUGCAGGAGGACAGAGUUGCCUCGUACUCUCAUCUCUCCUAAAGGGAGCAGAAGGAAACUACAAAGAGACUGAAAGAGAAGACAGUUUGGGACAAGGUAGCUGGGAAAGGAAUGAGGGACAGCAACCAGAGCUGCAUUCACCUAAGCUGAGCCAUCACCUGUCAUUGGAUUGUCUGUAGCUUGCAUAUGGCAAGAACUGUGCAUGUUCCAUGAGCUGGUCUCUUAAAGCAGGACUUGUGUUUUAUCUACAUUCUGGUUGAAUUUUCCAAGCACAUAAGUUCACCGAGCACAGAUUUCUUAUCUGGUGAUAGGUAAAAUCUAACCACAGAUGUUGGCAGAGCUUCCAAGCACUUCGCUCUGUUCCUUCCCAAUUCAAAUCCCAAAGGGACUUCCUUCUCACCAAGAAUAACAAGGAACUGUCCCCUCCCUUUACAGACCAAUGUCCUAUAGAUGAGGCAGGAAUGGAAGCACCUGUCAUGAUCCUCUUGGGGGAGAAAGAAAGGUUAUUUCCUGCAUUGCAUCAUCAUAGAGCUUUUAAUACAAUGCUACAGAAUUACAUCCAUAUUAGGUUGGAGUUCAGAUAUUUAGAUGUGAAUACCUAACCUCAUAAAUUCCACAGCCAUCUCUGUCCGUUUCAGAAAUGUUUUCCAUAUUAUAUGAGCAGUGGUAGAAAUCAAGCAAAAUGAGAUUCAGUCAGCCUUUACAGGCUUGUCUAGAGCACCAGAUUGUGGGCUGACCCUACAUGUAAAAAUACAUAAUUUAGUUGUCAACUGUAUCAUGCUACUUUCUGUUUUCCUCAUUACUUUAUAACAAAUCAUUUUAUACUCACAAAGUCAACCUAGAAAACUUUCAUUAACUCUGGGACGUGCAGUGAUAUUUUUGGAUCUCUGGGUUUUAUGUGUCAGUACAAGGAAUUUUUUAUUUAAAAUAUAUUUAUUUAGAGGAGGCACAUUGUUGUUGAUGUCUGUUAAGACCACAUAUUUUUAAAACUUUCUUUGUAUGUUUAUCUGAGUUUGUUGUUGACUGAAUAUAACAGACCCUAUUGUAAUUUGUCAAAUAUCGCUGACUACAUCAUCUGUGUGGGAUUAGUUGUAAAGUAUACUGCUCUUAUUCUUGUUCAGAAUAGUGAACUGGUAGCCAAAAAUACGUGUAUUACAGGUGUUAGGUAGAAUUUAAACAGCGCAGUCAAGUGCUAUAGAAAUUUUUCUGCUAAAUUAGUAGACUAAAGGAUACUAUACCUUAGCCAGGGGGGAGUAGCACGUUUUCCUUUGGUAGAUAGGAUCUCUACACUAGUGAACAGUGCCAGUUUCAGACUUUGGAUUUAGAACUGUUCCCUAGUUAUUGUAACACAGAAUACUGUCAAUCCCUAUUUUACUGACUAUUGCUUAUUGGAAGUGGGGGGUAGUGGAAAAUGCACAGGAAGGAAAUCUAUUCUUUUUAGGCACCGGCAGUCCCCAAUUUAUAAGGAGGCCAUAUUCUAAAAUGUUGAAAGUUGGUUGUUUGCAACCUAGAAUGUAUUUUCCUUUAGAGACCAGGUGAUUCAUGGUGGUUAAGGCCCCAGACCAGUUAGAAAAGAUUAUAAAACCCAUAGUUUAGCUGAAAUAGAAUAAUGUAAGAGGCUUGCUAAGGAACCUAACCACCAAAUACAAUAUGAUUUCUAGGGGAUAUUUGUUCAGAGUUGCCAGCCAACAUUGCCUGUUAGAGUCUGGACUGUCCAUCUCCAUCCUAGCUACAUACCGCCUGCUGGAUGGUGGGGGUAGUAGCAUUGCCGCCAGAGUAGAGGUGAUCAGAGUGGCCUGAAGCAGGGUCUCCAGCGAAGGUGGGGAGGGAUAAGUCCAGGGCCACCAGAGAGCCUGGUGGUGGGAGGAGGGAGGAGGGUGAGGAGGCCUCUUGUGGGCUGUAAACUGCCAGGGACAUUCUUCAGCUGGUACCUUUUCUUUUCUCUGGAGGUCUCAGGCUUGGCCUACCUGCUUCUAUUUGUCUGACCUUUGUUCCUGUAGCUCUUCUCCUUCCCUGCCCACGACAGAAAAGGAUGCUGCUGCAUAGCUUCUCCCAGAUGCCAGUCGAGGCCAGUACACAGCACUUUUAAUGGUUUUAAUGCUAGUAACCACAGUCUAACUGCCCAGUAAUCAGAUGGGGAGCAAAAAGGUCUCUACCCACUUUCCUUUUUCACAUUUAUAGACCCUGUUGAGAAAAAAGCACAGAUGGGUGAUGGUGGUGGCUUUGGGGUGGACACAGGACUGUGGUGAGAGUCCUCAGUGUUUCCGAGGGCACCUCAGACCCCAGGCCUGACUUCUUUCUGGAGUUGGACUCAAACCUCUAAGCCAGUGGUUCUCACAGCGUGGUCCCCUGAGCAGCAGCAUCUGGGAGCUUGUUAGAAAGCAAAUUCUCAGCCCCAACCCCAGCCACGGUGGAAUCAGAAGCUGUCAGGGUGGGGGCCCAGCAAUCUGGUUUUAACGAGACCUCCAGGUGAUCCUGACACACAGCAAGUCUGGGCACCACUGCAAGCCCAGUGAUCUCUCUCUUUUCUCCCCAUUAGUCCUACCUCAGAAGAUGGUUCCUAGGAUUCAUGAGGCAAGAAAUGGGAACCAGGACUUAGGGAGGGAAGGAAAGGGCCUUGGCAGCGGAGUUCUCUGCCAUGGCAGACAGUGGGGGACCCUGGUGCUGCCACCUGGUUGCCCCCCUCCCGCUGGAAAUGCCGGCACAGGUGUACAGUCGAAAAUGAAGGCUGCCCACACUCGGGUGUUCCUUUGGGCCGAGGCACAAAAAUAUUAUAUUUUUUAAAGCUGUGAAGAAAUGAAAGUGAGGCUUCUUUUAUGUUGAGGGAAAUUAAAAGAAAAUACCCUUUGUAAAUGCAACCUUAGAGGAAACACUGAAUUCCUGGCAGGAGUGAGUUCUCCAGAGGGUCUAUGUCCCUUGUGUGGCAAUAAUCCUGUCCUCUGUUUAAAGUGAAUCCUCUGCUGAAAGGUCUGCACUGCUUAAGGAGCAACAAACUGCUCUGAAAAGAAUGAGGAGCUCAGUUCCGUUUCUGGGGGCACAAUGUUGGACGGGCACAUUUAGUUGGAGUGGGGAGGAGGUCAGAGAUAUGAUCGUAUACUUGAUAUUAUGCCUGAGAGCAAAACCUAUUAGUUAGUCUCCCUCGGUUUAUCAAUUUUAAUGGCUUGAGGCUUAGAAAGGGUAUAAUCUUUAAAAAAAUAAUUCCCCUAUUCAAGUUCACAGUAAGUGUCUAGCCACUUUCAAAACAAAGAAGAUAGAGACUAUAUCAUUUAGCAAUAGUAAUGAUUUUCCUUAGGGAAGGCAGAUCUGAGACUCCUUUAGCAACAGAAUAUACUUCCUCUAAAAUACAGUGAAUUAUUUAUAACAAUAUAAGGCUUUGGGGUACAUAUUGGGGGUGGGGUGGCUAACAACUGAAAAAUAUCACUAAAUCUGAAAGAGAAAGUUCUUGGAAAACAUGUAAAAUUCACAAGGCACAGACAUUCUCCUUAAGGGUUUUCGCUGAGGAAGGGCUGUGAAACUGGCCCAUCUGUAUACAAAUUCAAAUUUAUGUUUUUAAAGGAAGAAUCUAUGCAGCUGAGGCUUAUUGUAGGAAAUACUUCAUUUGUAUGUAAAUAUAUUGUAAAUAAAUAGGAGGCUGUAUAUUUUUGCAGUUGUUGAUCCACACUGAAAUAGAAGUCUCUAGUAUCCACAUAUAAAGAAUAAAUGUUUCAUAUUAGUGGUUUUGUUUGGGAAUUAGAAAAAUUUCCAUUCUCUCCCAGGUAACAUAGUUCUCUCAAUAUAAACUUGGAACCUUAAAACAUUACUUAAUUGUUUAGAAAAAGAAAUGUUUGAGAAAUAGUUGCAUUGAUUUCUUAUGCUGGUAUUAAGAUCAAUUAUUUAAAAGGUAGUCCUCUGAGCUACAAAUAAGGAAUAUUUAGACCCAAAUCAUUGUCAUAUAGAAACAGAUAUACCCAAAGGGACAAAUCGUUUCUUGGUAAUGUUCAUUCACUGUUGACAUUGAUACCACUACACAGUAUUUAUGAAAACAGAAGUUGGGGAGAAGAAUGUUUUUGUGUUUUUUUUUUCCAAAAUUGAAUUGCUGCAUUUCCCAAACUUUGGGAUUUUUGAGAAGGGAGGAAAACCCUGAAUAUUAACUAUGAGCACAAAUUUGAAGGAAAGAAAACAAAGAACCGUUAUUUUAUCAAGCUUUGAAAGUCUUGCAUGUUUGCCUUUUAUUUUAGUGUUGACGCCAACAUAGACUGUCUUACAUAAUUUUUUUCCCAAACACUUGAAUCUUAAUCUCUGGUACAUAAUUCACUCUCUAGAGUCCAGUGUGCUUCAGACUUUAUCUGAGUCCAGUACAUGUAGCACACCACUGUUUUAUUGAUGUAAAAACCUUGUAAAUGAAUUUCGGAUGGGUGAUUUAAGUGAGUCACAAGUCACAAAACUUUGCUAUUCAUAGUUAAUCAAAUAGAGUUGGGGUUUUUUUCAGGGUGUGGUGUAAAUAAAGAAAUGUAAGAAGUUCUGUUCUAUAACUGCUCUGUUAACAUAGUUUUUAAACAUUAAAAAUGUGAACUGAAAGUA
Messenger RNA from Lemur catta (Ring-tailed lemur), 8425 nucleotides. It is a transcript of the gene SLC38A1, whose product is annotated as solute carrier family 38 member 1. Gene Ontology annotation, biological process: amino acid transmembrane transport; L-glutamine transport. NCBI's taxonomy places the organism in Eukaryota, Metazoa, Chordata, Mammalia, Primates, Lemuridae. Gene Ontology annotation, molecular function: L-glutamine transmembrane transporter activity. The transcript is spliced from 17 exons. The record is from RefSeq and is a predicted model, not a curated record. The coding region runs from base 1038 to 2495 and encodes 485 amino acids.